CCAUACAAUACAAUAAUUAUAAAGAAGCGGAAGUGAUGUCAGGCAAAAGGUACGGUCUUUAUGUAGGCUAGUAGUCUGACGUCUUUCAGUUCCACGUCGCUGUACAGCCCCCUCCCCUUAUCCCGGUGUGGGACUGAAGAUGGCCGAGCUGGCACGUUCAGCUUUGCGGGAAGAGACUCGUAUAGUCUUGCUUUGUUUGUUGUGGUACGCUGUUAGCUCAGGGGGCAAUGUUAUUAAUAAAAUCAUUCUGAAUGGUUUCCCCUAUCCAGUCACCGUCUCUCUGUUCCAUAUCUUGUCCAUCUGCUGUUUUGUACCGCCUUUGCUGCGGGCUUGGAGCAUUCCAAAGACGGAACUUACCGGUAGGCAUUAUCGUUGGUAUAUCAUACCUCUAGCGUUUGGGAAAUACUUCGCCUCAGUAUCAGCUCACUUCAGCAUAUGGAAGGUGCCAGUGUCCUACGCACAUACAGUAAAGGCUACCGUGCCUAUAUGGGUGGUACUGCUGUCAAGAAUUAUAAUGAAGGAAAAGCAGACAACAAAGGUGUAUUUAUCCCUAAUCCCCAUUAUCUCCGGAGUGCUGCUAGCGACAGUAACGGAGUUGUCGUUCGACCUGUCGGGGCUCAUUAGUGCCCUUGCUGCCACACUCUGCUUUUCCCUGCAGAAUAUUUUCUCCAAAAAGAUGUCGGAAAAAGUGAAAAGUGAAUAA
Protopterus annectens (West African lungfish) is the source of this 703-nucleotide messenger RNA. Its product is annotated as solute carrier family 35 member E1-like. The record is from RefSeq and is a predicted model, not a curated record. Lineage: Eukaryota; Metazoa; Chordata; Ceratodontiformes; Protopteridae. Bases 140 to 703 code for a protein of 187 amino acids. The transcript has 4 exons. Gene Ontology annotation, cellular component: Golgi apparatus. Gene Ontology annotation, molecular function: antiporter activity.